Messenger RNA from Chara braunii, 2590 nucleotides. NCBI's taxonomy places the organism in Eukaryota, Viridiplantae, Streptophyta, Charophyceae, Charales, Characeae. The record is from the annotation of a GenBank genome assembly.
CGGCGUUUGUGAAGGCGGCCAUGGGCGCGCUCUGGCGGGGCGCGCGGAGGAGGCGCCUCUCUCGGCGAGCUGCCAUGCCUUUGGCUGCGUUUACUGCAAAUGUGCCAGGCGGACUAAAGGGGUUGGAACAAGGCCUGCUUGAUGUGGGUAUCGAGGUUCAGGAAGUGCCGAUCAGCUCGCCCAAAGUGCUGCCUUGGGAGGACGAAUGGAAAUGGCGACCUCAGCGCAAGGAAAGGAAAGAAGCUGCUGGAGGCUGGUGGCCCAAGAAAGCACCAGCACGCGUUUCACAGUCGGAGGAGGCGGCUACGGUUACCUGGGUGGAGCUGCGCGGAAGCUCCAAGAAGAUGUACAGCUUCAUUGGCGCGGGACAACAGGAACGCUUGAAGGAACGCACACUCUCAGAAGAUAAGCUGGUGGCGGAGAAGAUCGGUGGUGUAUUGCGGGAUCAGUUCCUUCCAGUUGGCUAUCCACACAGCGUCUCGCCAGGGUUUCUAGCAUACACAUGUUGGCAUACUUUGCAAGAAUGUGCUAAUGCGGCCAUCUCCGUCAUUUCAACUCAGUCUCUACUACUGGCGGCAGGGUUGAGGCCAACACCAGCCCAAGCUACGAUUGUCAGCUGGGUAUUGAAAGAUGGGAUGCAACACGUAGGAAAGCUGAUUGGGAGUAGUAAUGGGGCUCGCAUGGAUGCGGAACCAAAACGAUGGAGACUAUUUGCGGACUUGAUGUUCGACAUAGGCGCGGGGUUGGAAGUGUUGUCUCCUCUCUGUCCGAACCAUUUUUUGUCAGUAGCGGGCUUGGCGAACCUGUCCAAGGGUGUGUCACUUGUUGCGGCGCGAUCAACUCGGUUACCUAUCUAUAAUGCAUUUGCAAGGGAGGGGAAUCUAGGGGAUUUGCACACAAAAGGAGAGGCAAUUGGAGUGUUCUCAAACCUUUUGGGAAUGGCCAUUGGCAUUCGCUUGGCAUCCACAGUCUGUAACACUAUGCAUGGCAAGAUUUUGACGGCUUCAGCUUUGUCGGCUGUGCACUUAUUUGCCUCCUCGAGAGAGAUGCGAUCAACGCCAUUGAAUACACUGAAUGGACGGCGCACAGGGAUGCUUAUCAAGGACUAUCUAGAGACCGGGAAGGUCCCACGACCAGCUGAACUUGCACACAAAGAGAAUUUUCUGAUGGCACCACAAGGAACACAACCAGUUGUGGGCGAUGUGCAGCUCAACGUUCCCAUUUCAAAAACUGUUGCCUCCCCAUCAGUGCUAGCAGAACUGGUGGAGAAAUUUAGGGGCGAAAAAUUCAUAUUGAAUUUCAGAGAUGGACGAACAGAUAUGGUACUCCAUCCAGAAGCCACAGGGGAGGACGCGGUACGUGGAUGGUUGUUGGCUGCGUGUGCGGCGCAGAUUGUCAAAGAGAGAGAGGGCAUGGAACACUGGAGAGAGGAGGGUGGAAAGGGCGCAUCUUCGGCCGAGGUGGGCAGCGAGAAGUCGAGCUUUGCCGAAGAACAGCCACCUUCAACUGUGAGGAGAAGGGCAACUGGCGCGACGAGGGAUGGAAGUCGAGGAGCAAAAAACAGCGAUCAUCCCGGUCGUCACCGCACUCUUCACGACGGGAACAGAGUCGCGGCUGAGGAUGAAGACGGGAGUGCACCGGCAAACAAUGCGGUUAUUCGUGGAAAACACAGCGCUAGGGAUAAAAGAUGGGCUUCUGAGCGAUCAGAAGUUAUGGGACCGGGCACGAACAGAAUGGUUGUGAUUGACGAGGCCUAUGCCCGGAUGGAGGGGCUUCUUCCUCCCCUGCUGCAGGGCCUCCGAGAAGCAGGCUGGCACACCCACCUAUUUGCGGAAGGUACUGCUGUAAGAGCGGCGUGGUAAAAUCAUUUGACUGUCUCACCGACUAGCCCAUUCUUUUGAGUUUCUUUCUUUCGGCUGGAGUCUGUGCGCAGGGUGAGAGAGGAGGAGGAGGAGGAGGAGGUAAGCAGUAGUUUGCUUGCUGCAGAGCAAUUGAGAUAAGAUCUCUUUUUGACGAAUAGCAUCCACCAGGUAGUGUAAUGAGUGAUCAAGCAAUGAUGGAGAUGGCCAAUUGGGAGACAUCCUUGAGAGCUGGUCAUAUAGGACAUGUCUGUCCACGGGGACCACCUCGUUGGCUCUCCACUUUGUGCUGUUUCAUGUAAUCGAGUGUCUCUUCACAGUUGAUUUAUAUUAGGGCUUUUGUUUUUUUUGUUUUGUUUUUUUUCCAUUACUGAGCGACUUCUCUACUUCUUGUCCUUGCUUUGAUAUUCCUUUCAUCAAUCAUCAGCAAAUGAGAUUUCUGCCCUUUCGCUUCUCUUCAGAAACUAAUCAUCGUCAUCAGAAAAGCAGAACGCUGAAGAUUUCUACUUUCACUGACUGUUUUGAGGGACAAAGAAACUCUUGCAUUGCCCCACAGAGCAUCAUAUUUCACAGAUUCAUAGUAGUUGCGGAGUAUCUGUUAUACAUCCCCUCUCUCUCUCUCUCUCUCUCUCUCUCUCUCUCUCUCUCUCUCUCUCUCUCUCUCUCUCUCUCUCUCUCUCUCUCUCAGAUUUAUCAGAAACACAGAGCGCUGAAGAUUUGUACUUUAACCG